GUCUGUCUCCUCUAUCAGGCAUGGCAGUGGCUGAAGCUUUCCGGCACAUCCCCUCCAUCUACAACGCCAGUCUCCGGAGGUACCUGGGCACCACCCUCUUCCUCUUCAGCUUCGCCCUGGGCUUCUACCUGCUGCUGAAGGCUCUCGGCGUUGACCUGCUGUGGUCAGUGGAGAAAGCCAAGAGGUGGUGUGACCGGCCGGAGUGGAUCCACAUUGACACCACCCCCUUCGCCGGCCUCCUCAGGAACCUGGGCAUCCUGUUUGGGCUGGGGCUGGCCCUCAACUCCCAGAUGUACCUGGAGAGCUGCAAAGGGAAAAUGGGCCAGCAGCUGCCCUUCCGCCUGAGCUGCAUCGCGGCCUCGCUCCUCGUCCUGCACCUCUUCGACUCCUUCAAGCCUCCCACCAAGGUGGAGUUGCUGUUUUACGUCCUGUCCUUCUGCAAGAGCGCGGCCGUGCCCGUGGCUGCUGCCGGCCUCAUCCCCUACUGCGUCGCCCGGCUCAUCAGGAGGCAGGAGGAAAAGGUUUUAUGAGAGAGAGCAGAGCUGCAUGGGACUGGCUGCCUCUAGCUC
Messenger RNA from Mauremys mutica (yellowpond turtle), 569 nucleotides. Its product is annotated as glucose-6-phosphatase catalytic subunit 1-like. Gene Ontology annotation, cellular component: membrane. Gene Ontology annotation, molecular function: glucose-6-phosphatase activity. The transcript has a single exon. Bases 21 to 530 code for a protein of 169 amino acids. The record is from RefSeq and is a predicted model, not a curated record. Lineage: Eukaryota; Metazoa; Chordata; Testudines; Geoemydidae. Gene Ontology annotation, biological process: glucose 6-phosphate metabolic process; gluconeogenesis.